Messenger RNA from Aspergillus novofumigatus IBT 16806, 1989 nucleotides. RefSeq names its product putative MFS multidrug transporter (gene mfs56). Gene Ontology annotation, molecular function: basic amino acid transmembrane transporter activity. Bases 1 to 1989 code for a protein of 662 amino acids. Gene Ontology annotation, cellular component: fungal-type vacuole membrane. The transcript has 7 exons. The record is from RefSeq and is a predicted model, not a curated record. NCBI's taxonomy places the organism in Eukaryota, Fungi, Ascomycota, Eurotiomycetes, Eurotiales, Aspergillaceae. Gene Ontology annotation, biological process: basic amino acid transport; transmembrane transport.
AUGUUCGCAGCCACCAAGUACAUCUACAACAAGACACGGACACAGUCCAAGUCUGGCGGAGAGGAAAAGCCGCUCUGCCAACACCGCUUACAAUCGAGCCAGUCUGCUCCUGCAGCAGACGAUGGCUUGUCUACGGAGCGAGCCUCGAUAAAGACAGAGGACCAGCACAUACUCCCUCAGUCCGCACCAGGUCCAGAAGACGCGCCAUGCCACCUCUGCCAACAGCAGCGACGCCACGACCGCAUCUACAGAUGGAAACUCAUCUGUGGUCUAACACUCCCAUAUAUCCUGAGCACUCUAGAUCUCACGAUCGUCGCCACGGCCGUCCCCUCCAUAGCAUCCCAUUUCAGUGCGUUCUCCCGUAGUCCUCACACUCACUUUCACAAAAAGUACUCACCGUUAGCAGACAGAUUCGACGAACUCAACUGGAUCGUCACCGCGUUCACACUAACAUCCACAACAUUCAUCCCGAUCUUCGGCCAGCUUGCCGACGUCUUCGGUCGGCAUGCGGUGCUUCAGCUCGCCAUGUUCCUGAUGCUGGUGGGGAGUACGCUGUGCGCGGCGGCGCAGAGCUGGGGGAUGCUGUUGCUGGGUAGGGCGCUGCAGGGGACGAGCUCGGCAGGGAUUAUGAAUAUCAUUAUGAUCGUUCUGGCGGAUCGGGUUUCGCUGAGAGAAAAUGCCAGGAAUAAUUCGAUUUUUGUGUACUUGACUGAUAGUAAUUGGAGGUACUGCUUUCUGGUGCCCAUACCGAUUGCUUUCAUAUCGCAUAUCGUGAUCUUCGUCCUCCUACGCAAUGAGCUCGUGGAAGGAACUGUCUUCAAAAAAGGCUCGCGGUCGUCUGCCGUGCUUCCGGCCCUGGCAACGCUGGACAUCGUCGGGACAGUCCUGUUCAUCUUCGGCGUCGGCCUCAUCAUCCUGGGCACGGCCUGGGGAGGGCCGACGUAUCCCUGGUCUUCCCCCGAGGUUCUAGUGCCACUAAUUGUGGGAGGUGCAUGCUUUGUGCUGUUCUUCGUGUACGAGUACUUCCUCGAGCCGGGCAGAUUGUUUGCUCGGAUGUUCCCAAAGCAGGUACCCAUGCUGCCGUAUAGCAUGUUCGCCAGACGCGAUACGAUUUGGCUUGCGGUUUUGGAGUUUUCCAGUGGAGCAGCUAUGUACUCCGUCUUCUACUUCAUCGGUAUAUAUUUCACCUUAGUCGAAGCCUAUCCUGCCUCGAAAGCAGGCAUCAACCUGCUCUACUACAUUCCAGGAUUAGGAGCCGGCGUCUACCUUGCCGUCUACCUCUGCAACGUCUACCCCGCCCAGACCUUCUUCGCCAUCAACACGGGCACCAUCGCCGAAACCACCGGCUUCGCCCUCCUCAUCUGGGCCAUCAGCACGCAAAACACCGCCCUCAUAAACGGGAUGAUGGUCCUCGCGGGCGCAGGCACGGGGCUCCGUCUCAUGCCCGUGAACCUGCACACGGCAGGCGUGUGGCCCGAGAAGAUCGCCCCGGCGAUGUCGCUGAUGCGAUUUGCGCUGCCGUUUGGCGGGACGCUGGGGCUGACGAUUAUGGGAAGCGUCUUCAACAAUCGGCUUUCGAGCAAGAGCAGCGGGAGCAGCGGUAUGGACGGGCUGGACGUGCACGACGGGGCUUCGUUGGAGUAUAUUGCUGGUCUGCCCGGUCCGGAGCAGGAGGCUAUCCGAACGGCGGGCAAGGAGGCAAUUAUGUGGGCGUUUAUUGCUAUCAUGCCGGUCAUCGGGUUGAGUCUGGCCACCGGAUUGGUCAUGGGUAAUGUAUGGAUCAAGCCGGAGCGUUCGCGUCAGCGUCAGAAGCGGGCCGGGACCGGGAGCGAAGGAGCAGACGAGGGAGGCCACAGCGUGGUCAUAUACGUUCCGUACCUGUGGGCAUUGCUAACGGGCAAUAUAACCGCAUACCAACACACCAACAAGCCCAAGCCAAGGCACGAAGAGGAGACCGAACUCCAUCCUCUCCCUCAGAGCCAAGCAUAG